This is a messenger RNA of Amphimedon queenslandica, 1229 nucleotides long. RefSeq lists its product as uncharacterized. NCBI's taxonomy places the organism in Eukaryota, Metazoa, Porifera, Demospongiae, Haplosclerida, Niphatidae. The transcript has 6 exons. Bases 227 to 1201 code for a protein of 324 amino acids. The record is from RefSeq and is a predicted model, not a curated record.
UGUACUUGAUCUGUUAAAGAGAUGUGGUUUCCCUCAGACAAGAUGGCAUGAGCUGGGACUGAGACUAGGACUACAUAAGGACACACUGGAUGUUUUGGAAGCAAUUUUCUCUAGAGAUGUAUCUCGCUGCUUGAUAGAGACUCUCUCCAAGUGGUUGCGUAGAGCUGAUAAUGUUGACAGUAAAGGAGGAGCUACCUUUGACUCACUGUCAGAUGCUCUUAAAUCUAUGAAUGAGAAUGCUGCAGCUGACAAGUUAGAUCAAGAGAGUAAAAUUGCAGUCAUGACAGCUGUAGUUAGACAUGUUACCAGUAGUACAGUCAAUCAAUUACCUACUGCUAACACACCAGUAUCAGCUGGUGAGUUCUUUUUCAAUGCAGCAUAUCGACCAGUUUUUAAUGAGGUCAGAGGUCAUUUUGGUAUCCUUCGUGAUAAGAUAGUUCCUUUGAUAUCUCAAUCAAAAGCAUCCAUUGAAGAAAUGAAGUCAUUUCUUCAAAAAUCAUUUCCUGAAUUAGGUCCUGACCUGUCUAACGCUGAUAGUAUUGAAGACAUUAUGAAUGUUGUAGUGAAGAAUUGCCGAGUGAAUGACAUUUCAAUAAUAAAAACGAUUGUGCUACGCUUUGACAUCACUGAAGCAGAUGAUCUUAUAUCAAAAUACGAAGGCAAAGUCAAGACACUUACUGGAUCAUUGAAAGACUUUCUGAGUCUAAAUGAACCUCAACAUCUUAAUGACUCCAAUACAAUUCAGUUUACUUUGGGAUGGGAACCAGAUGAGCACUCACUUGAUGACAUACGUAAUCUCUUAGAGGAAGCAUUUAAAGAAUUAAACAAGAGGAUUAUUGUACGAAGCAUUCAUCGUGGGAACUCCAUCAUUAUCAUCUGUUAUGGUCCACAUCAUUUACUAGCUGCUCUUCUCUUGGAAGCACAAGACAACCUAACUGUCUUGAUGAAGGAAUUCAGUUUAAUUAGACUAACCAUUAGCCACUACACUGUCUAUGAUAAAAGGAUCAGAUACAAAGUAAUGAAUAAUGAGUGUCUUGCAGAGGAGAUUAAACUAGCUGAUGGAGAGGAACAAGAACUGAGGACUGAACUUGAUUACAAAGAAGGAUCAAUAUUUGAACAAGAUAAACAACUAAAUAUCAUCAAAAAAAGAAAAGAGUAUAUUGAAAGGAGACUAGAGACACCAGGUAUAGUACUAACUUAAAGCAUGUAUUAAAGUAAUGUGGAGUUGA